CAUCUUCCUACUACCUCAUUGCAGGGCUAGGAAAGAUUUCUGGGCUCCAAAGCCCCUUUGUAAACUAAUAUACAAUGAGGACCAACCAGAUUGUGAAGUAUUCUCUUUUUGUUUCGUGUUAUCUGUUCUGGGUGGCUAGUGGAUUGAUGAUUUCAGUGGGAAUGUAUGCUAAACUUUGCAAUGAGACAAGUAUUGUGGAUUCUCUUGUCGCAGACCCUGCUUUCAUCUUAAUUGCUGUGGGAAUCCUAAUGUUUGCUAUAACCUUCAUUGGAUGCAUGGGAGCCCUAAGGGAUAUACAUGUACUGCUGAAAAUUUUUGCCGGCGUCAUGGCUCUAGUCCUGAUUCUUCAGUUUGUGGCAGCCAUACUCGGCUUUAUGUUCUCAGGAAUGGUUCUAGAGAAAGUGACUUCUGUGAUGUCAAAAGCAAUCACUCGAUAUCGAGAUGAUCUUGAUCUGCAAAAUUUUAUUGAUUACCUUCAGAAAAAGUUUCAGUGCUGCGGAGUAAACACCUAUAGAGACUGGUCCCUGAAUAUUUACUUCUACUGUGUGGAAAACAACCCAAGCCUGGAAAGCUGUGGGGUUCCAUAUUCCUGCUGCAUCAAGGAAAAAGGGCAGAAUGUCAUUAAUACCAUGUGUGGGUAUGAGACUCAAAACCUCAUGCAGUGGGAUGCAGGGGAUCGCAUCUACGUGGAAGGCUGCUUGAAUAAGAUUGUCAGUUGGGGCCGAGGAAAUCUUCUGCUUCUGGGUGGAGUUGCCAUGGGACUUAUUGUCCUAGAGAUUCUUGUAAUCUGCUUGGCUGUUGUUAUGAUUUAUGAUAUUAAUUUCAUAAUGGAAAGACGAAAGAGCACAGUUCCAGUGACAAGCGUGCGGAGAAAGCAAAAUGAAGAACCCUGCAGAGAUAGAGAAUUUGUGAGGGAGCUAGAGUGCAGGGAGGUAGAGAAUAUAGAAGAAUAUAUGAGGGAACUUGUGUGUGUAGAGGAAGAGUUUCCAAAAGAACUGGAGUGCAUGGAGAUACAGAGAAGGGAGGAGGAAUAUGUGAGAGAACUGCAUUUUAUGAGAACAGUUGACUGAAUUUCUUCAACAAGCUGGGCCUUCUUUAACCUGAAGAACAGACAGUCCUUAGAAGAUCCUUUCUCCGGAGAUUAGCCUGGAUUUCUGUUUCUUAAUACCAGUACUGUGAAUAGUUCAACACUUGAAGAUAAUGUGAAUUAGUCUUGGGCGCCCAAAAAGUGCUAUUUUCCGCUGGAACACCUGUAUUCUCAGUGAAUACUCAAACUCAUCUCUAUACUUCGGCACAAACUUAUAGAAAGCAUCUAAUAUCAUUGCAGUUGCUCUCUCUCUCUCUCUCACACACACACACACAUAUAUUAUAGGAGCUUAAUUGUUAGAUCAAUGUUUAUCCAACAUUCAAAUAUUGGUGAGUCUCU
This is a messenger RNA of Spea bombifrons (plains spadefoot toad), 1426 nucleotides long. RefSeq names its product tetraspanin-33-like. Bases 75 to 1070 code for a protein of 331 amino acids. The transcript is spliced from 8 exons. The record is from RefSeq and is a predicted model, not a curated record. Gene Ontology annotation, cellular component: membrane. Lineage: Eukaryota; Metazoa; Chordata; Amphibia; Anura; Pelobatidae.